AUGUAUCUUCGAGCUGACCACGCGGAUGCCGACACGGCCACGCUGCGCCGCAUGGUUCGAGAGAACCCGCUGGGAAUACUCACCACGGCGAUUCCUUCCGACCACUUCCCCAUGAUCCAAUGCUCGCACAUUCCUUUUCUACUUGACGUGGAAGACGAGACGGACGAGGCGGAGCAAGGCAUCCUACGCGGCCACAUGGCCCGCGCGAACCCGCACACCAAGGCGCUGAUUGAGGCCGCGCAAGCGGCGGCAGACGCGGCCGGCGGCUCCCCCGACGGGUACCUCGAGCAAGAGGUCAUGGUGCUCUUCAACCUCCCCGUGCAGCACUACGUCACGCCCAAGUUCUACACCGAGACCAAGCCCGACAGCGGCAAGGUGGUGCCCACGUGGAACUACGCCGCCGCGCAGGUCUACGGCAGGAUCCGGGUGUACCACGACACCAAGUCCGACGCCGCCGGCCGAUUCCUGGCGCGGCAGAUCUCGGACCUGAGCGACGCGAGCGAGCGCUCCAUCAUGGGGUACACCGGCUCGGGCUCGGCGCCGCGUGGGUGGGCGGUGACGGACGCCCCGGAGCGGUACAUCGCGCUGCUUAGCAAGGCCAUCGUCGGCAUCGAGAUCCGCGUCGACCGGUUGCACGGCAAGUUCAAGAUGAGCCAGGAGAUGGGCGAGGGCGACCGCGCGGGCGUCGUGGCGGGCUUCCGCGCCUUGGGCACGGAGAUGGGCGCGCGCAUGUCCGAGACGGUGGAGGAGCGCGCGGCGCUGAAGAAGGCGAGGAAGGCGGCCGCGCAGCUGGCGAACUGA
This is a messenger RNA of Cordyceps fumosorosea ARSEF 2679, 801 nucleotides long. Its product is annotated as FMN-binding split barrel. Lineage: Eukaryota; Fungi; Ascomycota; Sordariomycetes; Hypocreales; Cordycipitaceae. Bases 1 to 801 code for a protein of 266 amino acids. The record is from RefSeq and is a predicted model, not a curated record. The transcript has a single exon.